Molecule: messenger RNA, 1746 nt
Organism: Parascedosporium putredinis
Lineage: Eukaryota; Fungi; Ascomycota; Sordariomycetes; Microascales; Microascaceae
Source: the annotation of a GenBank genome assembly
AUGCCCGCCCCGCUCCAGACGGCGGUCAAACGCAUCUCCCAGCCCAAGGUCGGCGAGAACGGCUACACGGGUUUCCGCCCCGGCGAGACCGAAGUCUUCCGCGCCGGCUCAAAGCCCUUUGGCGAGGACACCCGCGCCCUCACCAGCGACAUCCAGCUCGAUCACGACGUCGAGGUCGUCGUUCGCGAUGGUGCCCGCCUCUACAUCGACGUGUACCGCCCCGCGGAUAGCACCGAGAAGGUCCCCGCCGUUCUUAGCUGGUCGCCCUACGGCAAGAAAUACAGCGCGCUCGACAUGUUGCCCAUGACCAAGUGGCACUCGUGCGUGAAGCGCUCCGACCUCAGCGGGUUGGAAAAGUUCGAGGGUCUCGACCCUGCGGUGUGGUGUCCUAAGGGAUAUGCCAUCGUGAGCGUCGACGCGCGUGGCUCGGGAAAUAGCGAUGGGUUUAUUGGCGUGUUGGGAUCGCAGGAGGCCGAGGAUGGCCACGAUGUUGUGGAAGCUGUUGCAAAGAUGCCUUGGUGCAAUGGAAACAUUGGCAUGGCGGGUAACUCGUACCUGGCCAUCUCGCAAUGGUACAUUGCGUCUCAACGGCCCCCGUCGCUCAAGGCCAUUGCCCCUUGGGAGGGUUUGAGCGAUUUGUACAGGAACAAUUCUGCAGAGAAAUCCUCCGCGGCCCCCAGCUCCGGCAUCGAAGACAUGGCCGAGAUGUACCGCCGUUCCCCCACCAUGAACGCCUUCUGGGCCGACAAGCGCGUCGACAUGACCAAGAUCCAAUGCCCCGUGUACAUCCGCGGCUCCGACGUCAGCAACCUGCACAACAUGGGCUCGAUCCGCGCCUGGCUGGAGAUUCCCCACGAUAAGAAAUGGAUCCAAUGGGGCACCUACCAGGAAUGGUUCGAGCUCUACAGCGUGCCCGAGUCGGCGGACCAGCUGACCACCUUUCUCGAUUUCUAUCUCCGCGGCGUCGACAACGGCUGGGAAAAGGAUACUCCCAAGGUGCGGUGGGCCACGCUCAAGUACGGCGAUAGCAGCCCCGUCCACGACAUCCCGCUCGCCGACUUCCCCGUGCCAGACACAAAGUAUAUCGAGUUCUUCCUCACGGAAGGCGGGAAGCUCAGCGAGACGGCGCCCGCGACUGCCCAGACGUUGACGUACGACUCGGAGGACCGCAACAGCUACCUCGAUUUCACACAUACUUUCCAAGAGCCCGCGCGGUUGAUUGGUCUUCCCAAGACAACCCUCUACGUGUCCUGCGAUACCCGCGACGACUUUAUCGUCUUUGCCAUGCUGAUCAAGAAGGACAAGGACGGAAACGAUAUGAUGCACCUCAACUUCCCCUUUGAAGCGUCUCCCGUCAACAGCAUGGCGGAGAUUGAUCCCAAUGACCAGCAUAGCGUCAACACCUAUAAGGGACCGGUGGGUAUCCUCCGGGCGUCGCACCGCGCGAUAGACUCUUCCAAGAGCAUCCACCCCAACUUCCCCUUCCACCCUCACGACAAGCAAGAAAAGAUCACCCCCGGCACUGUAGUCAAGCUCGACAUCGGUAUCUGGGCGCUGGGCACUGAUUACGAGGCGGGCGAAAGCAUCACGAUCAGGAUUGGCGGCCAAAACCUCACAGCUGCCGAGUUCACGGCCUGGUCCAUUCCACGUCCCGAGCAUGAACUCAACAAGGGCGAGCACAAGCUACAUAUUGGUGGUGACUACCCCAGCGCAGUCGUCAUCCCUUAUGUUGGAAGGCCUGAGUAG